Messenger RNA from Aureobasidium pullulans EXF-150, 1895 nucleotides. RefSeq lists its product as uncharacterized. Gene Ontology annotation, molecular function: N-acetyltransferase activity. NCBI's taxonomy places the organism in Eukaryota, Fungi, Ascomycota, Dothideomycetes, Dothideales, Saccotheciaceae. Bases 258 to 1745 code for a protein of 495 amino acids. The transcript is spliced from 2 exons. The record is from RefSeq and is a predicted model, not a curated record.
CGAAAGUCACAAGUUAUGUUACCUUAGGCAUUCUGGUGAAAGUGAGAGGCAUGCGACGAAAUUGCAGCUCUCGGAAGCUUGCCUUGCCGAAGGAAGUAGGUCGCCUUUCCAAACAGAAUGCCGGUGCCUACGAGUACACCUGAGCAAGGUUGUAAAUCCUACCGUGCUGCGCAUAGUGUUCUUUGCUUGGCGAACAGAUAUAAGAACUCAUGUCUGCCUUGUAGAGAAUGUUAUCGAAGUCGCAGUGUUGAGCUAAUAUGUUAGCUUCUGAUAGCAAGGCAACGCUCUUGCGUCCAGCGGGGUACAACGAGAGACGAUACAUCACUCGCCAGUCUUUGGGUUACUACCGUACACUCGCGAUUGGCGGGAUUUAUACCGUCGACCAGGCUUCGGCUACAAAGAUCUCCCAGCAAACAUUCGUCCCGGCUUUGAAGCAUUGCGUAGCGACACAUCCACUUUUGAGUGCUACCAUUGAGGGUCAAGAUACCGAGUCGCCCAGUUUCGCCAGGCCAAAAACACUCGACCUGCAUAACCAUGUUGAGAUUCUGUGUACGGAUGAUCUAGGAAGCGGAGCCGCGGACCUCUCAGAGAAGGACUUGAUUCAUCGCGUCACAAAUCGCACACUCGACUUCGAGUUCUCAGAUGUGGAGAUCACACCUCCCUGGAAAAUUGUCGUGUUUCUCCUGCCUAGUCAAGAUGGUGCCCAGAGAUUGUUCGUUUUGUUUGCGUACUAUCAUUCUCAUGGCGACGGAAAAUCUGCUCUGGCAUUUCACAAGACAUUCCUGCAAGGCCUCAAUCGGGAGAGCAAUGUCAAUGGAAACUUCAUAUGCGAAACACCAACGACCUCUCUACCUCCCACAAUAGAGCAAGCUGGCAAGUUAUCCAUUUCUUGGUCCUACCUACUCAGCCCUCUGUUUGGCGCAUAUCUUCCUGAAGCUGUCGCCAAAUUGCUCGGUCUGCGUGGUUCUACUACGCCCAAAUCUGCCUAUGCUUGGACAGGCAGGAGAGUUCCUUUCGAUCAUGGCACUUUCAGCACUGGACUCGAGUUCUUUAGUGUGCCUCAUCAAACCAUGGACGCAGCUUUGCGACUCUGCAGAGCACAUGAUGUCAAGUUCACAGGUCUUCUACACCAGCUCAUUGUGAGAGCACUGAGUGAAGCGCUACCUGGCAGUCCUACUAUCGGAAGCUUCGUAGCAUCAACAGUCGUGGAUCUGCGUCCUUUGCUUAACGGCAUUGGCCCAAAUGACAUGUCUUGUCCUGGCCCCACCGCAGCCUUCGAGCUCUUCAGUCGCAGUAAACCCACAGAUUGGAACAACUGGACUCAACCCCAAAGUGACAGUCCUAUCUGGACCGUAGCUGGCCAAACUACAAAAGACGUUGCCAAAUGUGCCAGCACCCUGCACGAUCAACCCAUCGGUCUACUAUCCUAUCUCAGCAAAUUCCGCCCUUGGAUGCAAGGGGAAGCCGAGAAAGACCGAGAUACCUCGUACGAGAUCAGCAAUCUUGGUGUUUUUGAUCCCACUGCAGGCUCCCAGAAAGGUGCUUGGGAUGUUGAGUCCAUGUUCUUUGCUCAGCCGGCCAACCUUUUGGGAGGUUGUCUUGCCUUUAGUGUUGUCACGAGGAAAGGAGGAGAUAUGACGGUCUCUGUGACUUGGCAAGAAAGGACGCUUGGUGUGGAAGAAGAACAAGCGUUUGUGGCUCGUAUAUGUCAGCUUAUCACACAGUACUUGGGGGAGAUUGCUUAAGACCACGGUGUCUUCAGAAGAAAUGAUUGGAAAUAGGUGCUAAUGCAAGAGGUAAUGUUUAAUAAGAUGACCUUGACGAAAAAAUAAGCUAGUUGGCAUUGUGUGGUUUGAGCAAUUUGUUGUACAGUACAAUGACUUCUGCCAGAGCGG